Arabidopsis arenosa is the source of this 1956-nucleotide messenger RNA. The record is from the annotation of a GenBank genome assembly. NCBI's taxonomy places the organism in Eukaryota, Viridiplantae, Streptophyta, Magnoliopsida, Brassicales, Brassicaceae.
GGGUUUUCUGCAAAUUUCACUGAUCGAAAUCAUAUUCCCGUAGAAAUCAAAUCUGAGAUCUCGAGCUCUAUUGGUUAUAGCAAAAAAUGGCGGCGGUAGCAGCACCGAUGGCUUCGAAGCCCCGUGGAUCUAAAGCAGAAUCGUUCGUAGACAACAAGCGGAGAGAAGAUAUCCGAUUCGCGAACAUCAACUCUGCUCGCGCCGUCUCUGACGCCGUACGUACGAGUUUGGGACCGAAAGGAAUGGACAAGAUGAUUUCCACGGCGAACGGUGAGGUAAUCAUCACUAACGAUGGAGCUACGAUCCUCAACAAGAUGGAGGUUUUGCAGCCAGCGGCGAAGAUGUUAGUCGAGCUUUCCAAAUCUCAAGAUUCAGCCGCCGGAGAUGGGACUACAACCGUCGUAGUAAUCGCCGGUGCGCUUCUCAAGGAGUGUCAGUCGCUUCUCACAAACGGGAUCCACCCUACUGUCAUUUCAGAUUCGCUUCACAAGGCUUGUGCUAAGGCGAUUGAUAUCUUGACCGCCAUGGCUGUUCCAGUGGAGCUCACUGAUCGAGAUUCACUUGUUAAAUCUGCGAGCACGUCGCUUAACAGUAAGGUUGUUAGUCAGUACUCUACAUUACUUGCUCCUUUAGCUGUAGAUGCGGUUCUCUCUGUUAUAGAUCCGGAAAAGCCAGAGAUUGUGGAUUUGCGUGAUAUUAAGAUUGUUAAGAAGCUUGGUGGGACUGUGGAUGAUACACAUCCGGUGAAAGGUUUGGUUUUUGACAAGAAGGUUAGUCGUGCUGCUGGUGGACCGACUCGUGUGGAGAAUGCUAAGAUCGCUGUGAUUCAGUUCCAGAUCUCACCUCCUAAGACUGAUAUUGAGCAGAGUAUUGUUGUCUCUGAUUAUACUCAGAUGGAUAGGAUCUUGAAAGAAGAGAGGAAUUACAUCUUGGGGAUGAUUAAGAAGAUCAAAGCAACUGGUUGCAAUGUGUUGUUGAUCCAGAAGAGUAUUUUGAGGGAUGCUGUGACUGAUCUAUCUCUUCACUAUUUGGCUAAAGCUAAAAUCAUGGUUAUCAAGGAUGUAGAGAGAGAUGAGAUUGAAUUCAUCACCAAGACAUUGAAUUGCUUGCCAAUCGCCAAUAUUGAGCAUUUUAGAGCUGAGAAGCUUGGCCAUGCUGAUCUUGUUGAAGAAGCUUCCCUUGGAGAUGGAAAGAUUUUGAAGAUCACUGGAAUCAAGGACAUGGGAAGAACUACUUCUGUUCUUGUUCGUGGCUCCAACCAGCUUGUUCUAGAUGAAGCUGAAAGGAGUUUACAUGAUGCCUUAUGUGUUGUUAGGUGUCUGGUGAGCAAGAGGUUCUUGAUUGCAGGAGGUGGUGCACCUGAGAUUGAGCUCUCAAGGCAGCUUGGUACUUGGGCUAAGGUUCUACAUGGGAUGGAAGGUUACUGUGUGAAGUCUUUUGCUGAAGCCCUCGAGGUUAUUCCUUACACACUGGCCGAAAAUGCAGGGUUAAACCCUAUCGCCAUUGUGACUGAACUCAGGAACAAGCAUGCUCAAGGGGAAAUCCAUGCAGGGAUCAAUGUGAGGAAAGGACAGAUCACUAAUAUCUUGGAGGAGAAUGUUGUUCAGCCCCUGCUUGUGAGUACCAGUGCAAUCACUCUAGCAACUGAAUGCGUAAGGAUGAUUUUGAAGAUUGAUGACAUCGUUACUGUGAGGUAGUGUGGUAGUUUCUUUCAAAACAGGUCCCAGAACACUUCUAUUGCUCUAUCUAAGCUUUUGUUUUUUUUUUUUUUAUGUUGUGUUUGCACAAUGGUUUUGAACUUAGACUCCUUUUCUUUCAACAUGUGCUAUUGCAGCUAAGUUGUUUAAUUUGUGGUUUAGUGCGAUUGUAUUUCUUUCUAGUGACUUGUGAUAUCAAGAUUUCUCUUUUUUUGUUUCAUAUGUUGACUAGUUUUGGUUAUAAAAGUCAAAAUUGUAG